AUGUUUGCGAGGACUGCACGUGCCACAAAGCAUCUCACUCAGACCCGCUUCGCGCACCCAAGUAUAAUCAACCAAAGCACACGCCUCUUUGCAGCCAGCGCCAUCAGCAUGACGAAGAUCAGCGAAACCAUCAAGACGGACCAUCGGGACCUCGAGGGGUGGUACCAGAAGAUUAUCAACCCAACCAGCGAGGACGAACAGGUUCGAGCACAGAACCAGUUUGUGUGGGAGCUUGCAAGACAUUCACUUGGCGAGGAACUGGUUGUUUAUCCGGCUUUAGAAAAACACGUACAGGGCGGCAAGGCGCUGGCUGAUAAGGAUCGGGAGGAGCACCAAGUGGUCAAAGAACUGCUCAAAAAGUUCCAAAACAUGAAGCCAGCAGACACGGAAUACAUGCCCACAAUCAAAAGUCUCAUGGACAACCUGUCACAGCACAUCAAAGAAGAAGAGAGUGAAGACCUUGUACGGCUCGAAAGCGCGCUGGACCAGGCCGACAGCGAGAGCCUGACCAAAUCAUUCCAUCGCACGAAAAUGUUCGUGCCGACGCGAAGUCAUCCGAGUGCACCUGCAAAGCCGCCAUUUGAGACGGCAGUGGGUUUGAUGACGGCGCCCAUCGAUCAUUUGAAGGAUCUGUUUAGGAAGUUCCCGGAUCAGAAGAUUAGUCCGAAUCCAUCGAUGAAGUAG
Molecule: messenger RNA, 684 nt
Organism: Uncinocarpus reesii 1704
Lineage: Eukaryota; Fungi; Ascomycota; Eurotiomycetes; Onygenales; Onygenaceae
Exons: 3
Coding region: 1-684 (227 amino acids)
Source: RefSeq, a predicted model, not a curated record